AAAUUGACAGCAAUCUUUUGAGAGAGAGAAGAAGAGAAAAAUGGAAGCUGUUGGCAGGACCCCAUUCACCUUCUCUUCACAGCUGCUUUCACCUCCUUCCCAAUUGCAGAAAACUGCCGUCUUCUUCUCUUCUUCUCCAAAGCAAAUCGCAAAGGAUUCCUUCAAAUCUCACAGGAUUUGUUGCAAGCUUCCCGAGAAUGAGGUUGGAGCGGCGCAAGGGUUUUCGACUAAAACGGAUGAGUACAACAUCGCCAUGAAGAAGCUGAUGAUGAACCCUUACGAGUAUCAUCACGAAUUCGGCAUGAACUAUACUCUGAUAACUGAGGAUCUUAUUGUUGGAUCCCAACCUCAAAAGGUUGAAGACAUCGAUCAUCUGAGGGAGGAAGAGAAUGUGGCGUAUAUUCUCAACUUGCAGCAGGAUAGUGAUGUUGCAUACUGGGGAAUUGAUCUUCGAUCUAUUAUAAAAAGAUGUGAAGAAGUUGGAAUCCGGCACAUGAGAAGGCCUGCAAAAGAUUUCGAUCCAGAUUCUUUAAGAAAUGGACUGCCAAAAGCUGUGUCCUCGUUGGAAUGGGCGAUUUCAGAGGGCAAGGGACGAGUGUAUGUUCACUGCACUGCUGGUUUGGGGAGGGCACCAGCCGUUGCAAUUGCUUAUAUGUUCUGGUUCUGCAAUAUGGAUCUAGACACAGCAUACAAGGCGCUGACUUCAAAGAGGCCGUGUGGACCUAACAGACGGGCUAUUCGUGGAGCAACAUAUGAUCUUGCCAAGAACGACCCUUGGAAGGAGCCUCUCGAUAGUUUACCUGAAUAUGCUUUUGAGGACAUUGCAGACUGGGAAAGACAACUGAUCCAGGAUCGUGUUCGUGCACUUCGUGGAACUUGAGAGUUGUCGGGUAUCCAGCGGAAGAUUGCACCGAGACGUAACACUAGUAUAUUGUAGACAUUCCAUGUGAAAAUGAUAUACACACGUUUAUUUAAAAUCUUGUUUUACAGCAAUUCUGCAGAUUUAAGGAUGCUGAAUUUGAACCUAUGCUCUCUUUAUUUUUCACACUUUAGAAAUACAUUUUCCAUAAAAGCAAUACAGCAAGACUUUUAUUUGUCUUUGUUGUAGCAAAUACUCA
Messenger RNA from Salvia hispanica, 1118 nucleotides. RefSeq names its product dual specificity protein phosphatase (DsPTP1) family protein (gene LSF2). Gene Ontology annotation, biological process: protein dephosphorylation; starch catabolic process. Gene Ontology annotation, cellular component: chloroplast. NCBI's taxonomy places the organism in Eukaryota, Viridiplantae, Streptophyta, Magnoliopsida, Lamiales, Lamiaceae. The record is from RefSeq and is a predicted model, not a curated record. Gene Ontology annotation, molecular function: carbohydrate phosphatase activity; starch binding.